Messenger RNA from Doryrhamphus excisus (bluestripe pipefish), 4892 nucleotides. RefSeq names its product high affinity choline transporter 1-like. Gene Ontology annotation, molecular function: choline:sodium symporter activity. Lineage: Eukaryota; Metazoa; Chordata; Actinopteri; Syngnathiformes; Syngnathidae. The record is from RefSeq and is a predicted model, not a curated record. Gene Ontology annotation, biological process: transmembrane transport; acetylcholine biosynthetic process; choline transport. Gene Ontology annotation, cellular component: plasma membrane.
CUCAUUGAAAAAGUCCAAGGGGUCCACUCCAACUUUUUAACUUUUGCUAUAAAACUGAAACUAAAAUUUAUAUUUUUUUUUUAGAAGAAAAACAAACAUAACCAAGCAAGAAAACUCAAUUUUGUUUCUUUGUGUUGCUAAAACUCUUUGGACCGCUUCAGCGUCUCUGCAUGGUUUUCCCAUCUUUCCUGGACUGACUGCAUCAUCUUCAUCACUAAGUGAGACGUUUUAGCGACUCCAUCGACAACAAUGACGAUGAACAUACCGGGUCUGGUGGUGAUGGCGGCGUUCUACCUGCUCAUCCUGGGAACGGGCAUCUGGGCGUCCAUGCGCUCCAGGAAGGAGGAGAAAAAGUGGACGGGGGAUGGAAUGGAGAUCACCCUGCUGGCCGGGCGGAACAUCAACUUGCUUGUGGGCGUCUUCACCCUUACAGCCACGUGGGUAGGAGGAGGCUUUAUCCUUGGAAUUGCUGAAGCAACAUACAACCCGACAUUAGGAGCGGUUUGGGCUCUCAUGCCUGUGCCCUACGUCCUCACAUUCUUCCUCGGUGGCUUUUUCUUUGCAAAGCCCAUGAGAGAGAACAACUAUGUGACAAUGAUGGACCCUUUCCAGAAGAAGUAUGGAAACGUGCUGGCCAGUGCCCUGAUCUUUCCGGCACUGGUCGCCGACGUGCUGUGGGUGGCACGCACACUCGUCAGCCUGGGUGGAACUAUGAGUGUGAUCCUGGACCUCUCUUACGUCUACUCCAUCAUCAUCUCGUCAGUGGUGGCCAUUGUCUACACGCUCCUGGGGGGGCUCUACUCUGUGGCUUACACAGAUGUCAUCCAGCUAAUCCUCAUCUUUAUCAGCCUGUGGGUGUGCGUCCCUUUCCUGUUGACCAACCCUCACUCUCUGGACAUCUCGGUGACGGCCUACAACCAGAGCUUCCAGGCUCCAUGGGUCGGCACGGUGGAGCUUGACGAAGCCGGCAAAUGGUUUGACGACUUCAUGGUGCUGGCUCUGGGAGGUUUGGCCUACCAAGCGUUCUACCAGAGGAUCCUGUCCGCCUCAUCUUACACCCAAGCUCAAGUGACCUGCUUUGCCUCAUCUGCCUUUUGCCUGGUCCUGGGCAUCCCCUCCGUACUGAUAGGAGCCGUUGCCGCCUCUACUGACUGGAACUCAACAACUUACGGACUGCCAACUCCGUACGAGCGUGGCGAGGCCGGUUCCAUCCUCCCCAUCGCCCUGCAGUCCCUCACGCCGACCUACGUGUCCAUCAUUGGCAUCGGCGCUGUCGCUGCUGCCGUCAUGUCCUCCAUGGACUCGGCACUGCUGUCCUCCGCUUCGUUGUUCUCGUCCAACAUCUACAAGAACAUCAUCAGAAAGCAGGCCUCAGACCGCGAGAUGCAGUGGGUGAUUCGUAUCUCGGUGGUGGUCGUGGGUCUGGCCGGAACCGGCCUCACCUUCCUGGACAGCAGCGUGCUGGUCUUCUGGCUAGUGGGCGUGGACAUGUCCUUCACCAUCAUGUUCCCUCAGCUGGUCUGCAUCCUCUUCUUCAAAGUGUCCAACGGCUACGGAGCCAGUCUGGGAUUCAUCGUGGGAAUCAUCAUGAGAGUCAUGAGCGGGGAGCCCCUCAUCGGCUUGCCGCCCGUCAUCCGCUACCCCGGCUGCCGGCUCAACGACGAGGGCACGCUCACUCAGUUCUUCCCCUUCCGCACGACCAUCAUGGUCACGUCGCUGCUAUCCAUCCUGCUCUUCUCCUGGCUGGCGGCGAUCAUUUUCAACAAAGGCCUGUUGUCCGAGAAGUGGGACGUGUACAAGAUCAAACGCAAGCAGACGGUCCCGGAAGAGAAGAAGACCAGCGGAACCAAAGAAGAGGCCUCCGUGUCCAAACAGCUACUGGACACCACCAGCUGCUGAAGGUCCUCACAUGGAGCCAAAAGAGGAGGCAAACAUGCUUGUCUGCUCAACAGGAGUUCACAGAAUCAGUACCCAAUCAGUGAAUCCGUGUCACUUCAGAUCAACGGAAUCAGUUAACUUCCAUUAACAAAUCGUUAAAAUCAUCAAUUUAGCUUGUUUUUGAACGAUCCAUGAACACGUAUGGCAAAUCAUGUGACUGAUUGAAUGAUUACAUAAGCCUUCUUAUGAUGGAUGUCGCAGUCUUGAAAUGGACAGACUGAGCUCAGCCUUUUAGAUUCCUUUCCAUUUGGAGAAGAAAAUAUUGAUACUUUUAUGAAAUGGAUGGAUUUGGAUUUGUACAGAUUUGUAGAAAUAUAUUUUAUCACUCUGGCAAAUGGAGAUAAUGUUCCUUUUUUGGGUUCUAAAUGUAGUCCCUAGACUAAAAAUGCCAUCUUCAGUCCAACUGAAGAACAAUGAAGUAGUUUACAGAUCCCCAAUCAGCAAAUGUAGACUUUCUACGCUUGUUGGCUCUUCUAGCAAGACUCCAAAUUGGCACCCUCAGAGACUUUAGACCUCCAACCAUACCGUCUAUUCGGGCCGACUCUCUCAGCAUGUUGUGUUGACUUUUCACAUGUUGGACGGCGGCCAUGUCAGUACAGAAUCAGACGCACCGCAAAGUUACCCAAGAACUCUCGUAUCCGUAAUGUGAAAACGCCAUUUUGCCUCAAGCAGGAUUAACGUAGCCAAGCGAGCCUGUUCAAAACCUUGUAUUAUUUGCAAUAAUGCUGUGACAAUGAGGCGACCCCCCCUUGCAGGUCGUCCUAUCAGGUCUGACUGCUCUGGUCCGCAGUCUCUUGCUGCUAAGCAAAUACUCCAACACGCGAAUGUGAACAACAAACACUAUUUCAACGUCUUUCAUGGAACUCGUGAGGAUGAUUCUCACAAAGACUCGUGGACUCCUCCUAAGAAAUGUGUCCUUUCCCUGUGAAUAUCGUCGUCCUUUCAGGUCAUUGUGUUCCUCAGGGUAUUGCAUCCAUCCCUUCAUCCGAGCAGGCUACAUCAUUUUAAGCUCAACGUGGAAUGGAGCUGUCCUAGCUAGUCUUUGAGCAUGGACUCACCGUGACUAGAUAGGACGCCUCGAGUCCACCAUAGUCCAGAGCUGUCCUGUCUUGCCAUUCACUCUAGCCCACCAUAGAAUGGAGCUGUCCUAGCUAGUCUUUGAGCAUGGACUUACCGUGACUAGAUAGGACGCCUAUAGUGAACUAAAGCUGUCCUAUCUAGUCCACAUGCUUUUUAGUCGGUGGUGAACUAGAGCUGUCCUAUCUAGUCCACAUGCUUUUUAGUCGGUGGUGAACUAGAGCUGUCCUAUCUAGUCCACAUUCUUUAUAGUCUAUGGUGGACUAGAGCUGUCCUAUCUAGUCCACAUGCUUUAUAGUCUGGUGGACUAGAGCUGUCCUAUCUAGUCCACAUGCUUUAUAGUCUAUGGUGGACUAGAGCUGUCCUAUCUAGUCCACAGGCUUUAUAGUCUGGUGAACUAAAGCUGUCCUAUCUAGUCCACAUGCUUUUUAGUCAGUGGUGAACUCGUGCUGUCCUAUCUAGUCCACAUGCUUUAUAGUCUAUGGUGAACUAGAGCUGUCCUAUCUAGUCCACAGGCUUUAUAGUCUAUGGUGAACUAAAGCUGUCGUAUCUAGUCCACAUGCUUUUUAGCCAAUGGUGAACUAGAGCUGUCCUAUCUAGUCCACAUGCUUUAUAGUCUAUGGUGGACUACAGCUGUCCUAUCUAGUCCACAGGCUUUAUAGUCUAUGGCGAACUAAAGCUGUCCUAUCUUGUCCACAGGCUUGAUAGUCUAUGCUGAACUAGGGCUGUCCUAUCUAGUCCAAAUGUUUUUUAGUCAGUGGUGAACUAGAGCUGUCCUAUCUAGUCCACAUGCUUUUUAGUCAGUAGUGAACUAUAGCUGUCCUAUCUAGUUCACAGGCUUUAUAGUCUAUGGCGGACUAGAGCAGUCCUAUGUAGUCUUGAAGCAUGAACUAUUGAAGCCUGCUCAGGUGAGAGGUGAAACGUCUCCUAAGAGAAACCGACUAGUCUCGUUGCAAUCAAUUGAAUGCCCUGAGAAAAGCUUUCUCCCAGCAUUUUGUUGUAGGACAAUCUAAACACCUCCUUGCAUCACACAAUUAGCGUAAACAUCACUGGAAACCGGUCCCCUCUGUCUUGUCAGUGUUUUUUUUGCUGGAUACCGUAAAACGGGUGUAUACCAAAUACCUUGUGGAGUAGCAAUGUAGCUCAGGAGCUCAUCAUAUGAGGCCGACUGCCAUUGAAAAGAAAUAAGAUGGUCAAAAGCUGUUGUUUUUCCAAAGACAUCUUGUUGAGAGCAAAACAGGACUAUUUGCAUGCGUCUUUGUUUUUAUUUUUUUUAUAUAUAGACGUGAUUUUUAAAUGUAUUAUACUCUUGCACAGCCUACUCGCCAUUUGUACAUUAACACUAUUUUUUAUCAAGGUUGAUUGCCAUGCGUUGUUGUCGGGGAAAAAAAUAAAAAUUUUUAUUAUUGGUAUGGAGUUAGCAAUGUCGGAAGACAAAUUCUCACCCUGAAAAAUGAAUGUAGACCGGAUGACCUUGUUCACCUUUGCCGUACCGUUGGCCUGCACUUUCCGCCAGUGUUAUUUGCCUUCAUGGUCGUCACAAUGACACAACGCCAAAAGGCCGUGCAUUCAAUUUCAGAUGGAAAACCAUCUAUUAAUUUGGUCUCUUUAACUUGGUCAUUCUCGGGACAAGAAUAUUCAGUUUUUCCAAAGGUCACUUACGUCCUGGACGGGUUUAUUUUCAUGAACAAAAAAAAAAAUAUGGAGCUCUUUAUUUCUCCCUCUUUGUCUGUAUUUGGUUUUCUACUUAUAUGCAUGACAAUUGUCAAUGAACUAUACGGAACUUUCGUGAAGGCUGUUCUUCUCUUGCCACUUGGCAAGGUUCUACUUUGUAAUCAAUUAAUGUAAAUCCCCAUGGGGUGAGGUUCUUUCACAAU